Messenger RNA from Capsella rubella, 880 nucleotides. Its product is annotated as protein PLANT CADMIUM RESISTANCE 8. Bases 28 to 591 code for a protein of 187 amino acids. The record is from RefSeq and is a predicted model, not a curated record. The transcript has 4 exons. NCBI's taxonomy places the organism in Eukaryota, Viridiplantae, Streptophyta, Magnoliopsida, Brassicales, Brassicaceae.
GCUUGCUACACUUUACAUAUCAAACCAAUGGGUCGUGUCACAGAGCACGAGGAGAAUCCAAACAACGGUACACCGGUUCAGCAAAGAGGCACACCUAACCAGCAAACUGGAGUUCCGGCGAGUCAAUUCGCGCCGCCAAAUUAUCAACAAGCUAAUGUUAACCUAUCUAUUGGGAGGCCAUGGAGCACUGGUUUGUUUGAUUGUCAUGAAGACCAAGCCAACGCCCUUAUGACAACAAUCGCACCUUGUGUGACAUUCGGACAAAUAACAGAAGUGGUGGAUGAAGGAGACAUGACUUGUCCUCUUGGAACUUUCAUGUACUUGUUGAUGAUGCCUGCUUUAUGCUCACAAUGGGUGAUGGGAUCAAAGUAUAGGGAAAAAAUGAGAAGAAAGUUUAAUCUUGUGGAAGCUCCAUAUUCAGAUUGUGCAAGCCAUUUGCUAUGCCCUUGUUGCGCUCUUUGUCAAGAAUACAGAGAGCUCAAGAUUAGGAAUCUUGAUCCUUCCCUAGGUUGGAAUGGGAUACUUGCUCAAGGACAAUAUGGGAGUGAAGCACCAACCUUUGCUCCUACCAAUCAAUAUAUGUCUAAGUAGACAUUUUGAUUUUAGUUGACCCUCCAAAUAUUUGUUACACAUUAUUUGCGGAGCAUUGUAAAAUGCAAGUGUGCUAUGUUAAAAAAAGUUUGCAAUGCAAGUGUGAGAUUGAUUACGUUUUCUUUUUUUUCUUUUCUAUUUGUUGUGUUGUAGCUAUCAUCUAAACACCUGUUCCACCUCUGUGUUUUCUGAAUAGCAAUAAAAAGUUUAUUUGUUUUGUGUUACCACAAUGAAUGUGAGAGUAACUAUGUUACAUCGGUCUAAAUAAAACUUUCUAGUUUGUUUCAAA